Myripristis murdjan (pinecone soldierfish) is the source of this 1945-nucleotide messenger RNA. Its product is annotated as capZ-interacting protein. The transcript has 6 exons. The record is from RefSeq and is a predicted model, not a curated record. Lineage: Eukaryota; Metazoa; Chordata; Actinopteri; Holocentriformes; Holocentridae. The coding region runs from base 122 to 1045 and encodes 307 amino acids.
AUAAACACAGAGCUCCCGUCCUCUGGUUAGCAGUCGAGCCGCUGCACCGCCCGUCACUUUGCCUCCAGAGGCACAACGUGACCAAACCAAGGCCGGAGGAGAGGAGCCCGAGAGCACCAGGAUGGAGAAGGAUUCUCCAUCCAAGCCGUCUGUGGCUGAGCUGGCUGGAAGGUUCAAAGGUCAUGUACUCCCGAUGCCCGCAUCAAAUGAAGAGAGGCCGUUUCGAAGACCGCCGUGUUCCCUCAAACUGCAAAACCAAAAAGAUGACAGUGAGGAAUCAGAUAAACCUACCGCCGUCUCCUCAAAUCCCUUUAAAAUCAAGAUGAAGAAUUCCCCCAUCAUUGAGAAGCUGCAGGCCAAUCUCGCUUUGUCCCCCACCGCUCUGUUGCCUUCACCCAAGAGUCCUGAAGUGAAGCUGCAGCCCGCACCGCUGUCCCCGACGGCCCCCUGCAGCCCCCAGAGCCCCACCCUGAGACCCUCACAGCAGUCCAGCGAGGACGAGGACGCCGUCAGCUUUGAAACUCCCCCCGAAGGCACCACACUGCCCAGCAUCAACAAGACUCGCGCACGGCUGUCAUUCAAGAGGCGACCGCCCACGAGGCAGCACAGGAGGUCAGCUGGAGAGGAGGCCGCAGGCUUUGGGAGCAGUCUGUCCCCGAGUGAACUGUCGAACACAAAGGAAAACGGGGACAGGGACCACGUUUUUGAGAGCCCGGAAGAGGAAGCCGAAGAUGGGCAGCAAGCCAGUCUGAGAGGACCCGAGGAGAGGGACAGGGACUGUGAAAAGACAGAGGACGAGGUAGCGGAGAACGACCUGACCAAAAGAGGAAGUCCAGACUCCCAGAUAUCAGGGGAGCAGACAGCAGAACAGCCCCAGACCUUAGAGGCUUUGGAGGGGGAACGACAACUUUUAGAGUCUAGCUCUGCCAUGCCAACAGGGGGCAGCAACAACUUAAAGGAGAGGGAAGAGGAAGAGCUGGAGGAGGAGGAGGAGGAGGAGAUUCCUCAGGAGGCACACCAAGCAGAAAGAAGUGACAGGGUGUGAACUGUGAAUGUUUACAUUAAGAAAACAAAUAUAUGAAUGUCAAUAAGUUAUUCAUUACUUUGAUUAAGCUCUUUAAUACUCAUCAGAUUCCAGACGUUGUUCUUUUUUUUCUUGGUACCUCUUCUGUUUUAAAUGUGUUAUUGCCUCUGUCUCCCUCUCCUGGUCGGCUGUAUGAUGAGUCUGUAAACACUGGAGAGUAAUGGAGAGACCUCUCCAGUCAUAGAAGCGGCUGUUUCCUGUACAUGGAAAUAAGCAUCCUGAUGAUAUUAUAUCCAUGUUCAAGCAGAGGAAGUGUGCUUCUUGUUGCACCAGAUCCUCACAGCCACACAUAUUUUUAUCAUUAGUAGCAUUUCUUCUUUAUUAAGAGUCGGGCAGACAGUGUUAAGAAUGCUCUUCCAUGCCAGAGGACAGAGCAGUUUGGAGAUACUGAACGCUGAGUUGGCAAGAAGCAAAAUUAUUAUUAAAAAAUGGCCACGUAAUACACGUGCAGAUAUGUAAAAUGUGAAGUUCUGACAUCAUACCAAAUCACCCUCACUUUAGGAUAAUGAAAUUGUGUGUUUUGCUUAAAUAGUUUAAUUAUGGUGUAUCUUGGUCUCUUUGCUACUUUUGUUUCUCUUUUGUAUGCCUUGCAAAAUAUUGAAAUCACAACGCUACUGUAGAGUGGCUCCAGUCCUCAGCAUUUAUGUACAGAAUACGUAAGAAAAUAAAGACUUUCCUUUAUAUUAAAAAAGUAUUACAUACUGUAAUGUUAAUAUUUGACAAUGGUGUCAGUUAUGGGUAUUGUAAUGAAGCCAAAGUCAAUAGUAGACUUGGAAAUCAAAAAAUGCAAGGACUUAUGACUGCAUUAUCUCCAGAGACAUUAAUGCCAGGGACACUAGUUAGUCAGGUUCAGCCAAAAAA